Messenger RNA from Cylicostephanus goldi, 225 nucleotides. Lineage: Eukaryota; Metazoa; Nematoda; Chromadorea; Rhabditida; Strongylidae. The record is from the annotation of a GenBank genome assembly.
AUGUUUCAGUGUCAUAAGGAGAUGCAUUUGAGAAAGAACGAGUCAACUCCUCAUAUUGAUAACGACCUGCGUCAGCUGACGUAUGCAACUGCGGCUAAGCGAAAGCUGAUGAUGGAUCAGGAGGAGCAAGGAAAUCCUGCAACAUCGUCAGCAUCGUCAAUUCAUAGCCAACCAUUGAUCACGACUACCACACCGAAGAAGAAGUCGAAUAAGGUAGAAACCUGA